Messenger RNA from Exophiala xenobiotica, 1773 nucleotides. RefSeq lists its product as uncharacterized. NCBI's taxonomy places the organism in Eukaryota, Fungi, Ascomycota, Eurotiomycetes, Chaetothyriales, Herpotrichiellaceae. Bases 47 to 730 code for a protein of 227 amino acids. Gene Ontology annotation, cellular component: cytoplasm; membrane. The record is from RefSeq and is a predicted model, not a curated record. The transcript has 3 exons.
CAAAAGGGCCCUACUACGUUAACUUCCUGCCGCUUCUUGUGGGUGGAUGAGAGUCACACAAUCGAAAGGACCAUGUUCUUCCCCGUUGUUGCUUGACGGUUCUGGUGUGCUCGUUCUCUCAUUCUCUCAUGUUCCUCGAUAUCUCCAUCUUCUCAGCCAGCUGCUCCACUGGAGCGCCUCAGCAGAAAUACAAACCAUGCCCUCGCACAUGGUUAUGACCACUCUACAAGCGACGGCUCUUUCCGCCGUGUCAAAUCUUCUUGCGCAGUUUCUCAAAGCCCAUCGAGAGAAUCGCCCACUGACCAUCUCCAUACGGCCACUCCUGCACUUCGUUAUUUUCACCAUCAUUUCCUGCCCGCCGAACAUGCUAUGGCAGGAAUUCCUCGAAGACCGGUUCCCGGCGUACACAUACAGCCCGACGUCGUCCGAAAAGGUGCUCAACCGACCUAACACUGCGCAUAAGCUGCUGUUCGACCAGACCCUCUGCGCAUUCGUGAAUACGGUCGCCUUCGUAGCUGCCAUGGCUGCUUUCAAGGGCAAGAAUGUGAAAGCUGUACGAAGGGACGUUGAACGGGACACCAUCCCUCUCAUGAUCAACGGCUGGAAGCUAUGGCCGAUGGUUGCCUUCCUGAACUUUGUCUUCGUCCCUGUGAAUCACAGGAUCAUCGUCGCCAGCAUCGUCGGUCUUUUCUGGGGCAUAUAUCUAAGUUUGUUUGCGACGCUGGAUUGAAAGAGCAUGGACCUUUCAAAGGCUGGAACACCUGAACUUCCCUCGAGCACGAACCAGGAGGAAGCCCGGUCAUAAGCCCAGCAUUCCUGUAAGAGCAGGCGGUUCUGCGAGCAGCCUCUCGCGCUGAUACCCAUCCACAUAUGACGGUCAUACCGUCCCGACGACACGCCGGAGCUUCCAUGCUCUCGGCAAGACGAAGCAUCGCCUAUGCCAUGCAUCCUUCCGGCCGACAAGCGUUGUUCACCGCAUCCUGCUGUUGAGCCCGAUCCGGAGAAUCUCAAUGACCCUAUCCCCUCGCUCUACACUUCUCUGGGCAAUUUGCACAAAGCAAGCAACAAGGGCAGGGCAUGUACGUAGUACACUCGCACUGCUUCCUUUCACGAUGUGAAACGAUAAAGUCGAGUCGACUCGAGUCGAAACGCCACCAGGACCGAAGCUUUGGAAGGGCAAAAAGGGAAUGUACUCCAUACGGGACCUAGACGCGAGAGAGGAGUGACCAGAAGAACGGAGCAUAGCGAGACAUCUAGAAAGCACCCCUAACCUGUCUCCGGUCUACGGGCUUCUGCCUCGGUGCGGGAGCGAAGCAACGAAAUAAACACGAUCGGCGCACAAUGGAGCUGUCAGUCGAAAUGCGUUUUGAAGCAACCUCAUGCUAGUAUCCUCACCGGUGGGCGAAGAGAAAAAGGCGCCUCUCGUCUAGCGUCGUCUAUACACUGUCUACAGUCCGUUCCUUGCACGUCUGUCGGUGUCAACUACGCUGGCAACCCUAGGACCGGCGGAAUUUUGUGCCAAUCGGUGGUCGCUAGAAUGUAUAUACAGAGUACAUUCGGCUCGUGGUUCACAACAUAGACGAAGCUGUUCAUCAGGCAGAGACAAAAUCUCAGUGCGACUGUACCAAACAGUGGCUUUUUGAGAUCUGGGGAAAUCUACAAAUGAAGCUUGACUAGAACCAAUGAGUUGGAAAGUUGUUAUCUUCAGAUUUGACCAUGCUCGAAAACGCCAUCGAGUUAUCAUUUCGCCCCCAGUAAACUCCUCAAUGCCAG